Messenger RNA from Protobothrops mucrosquamatus (brown spotted pit viper), 628 nucleotides. RefSeq names its product leucine-rich repeat-containing protein 51-like. Gene Ontology annotation, molecular function: protein binding. The record is from RefSeq and is a predicted model, not a curated record. NCBI's taxonomy places the organism in Eukaryota, Metazoa, Chordata, Lepidosauria, Squamata, Viperidae. The annotation marks the transcript as partial. The transcript has 5 exons.
CACAGCUGGAAAGACCUGCGUGCACUGGAAUUACACCAAGGCCUCCCUGCAGGCGCCACCACUGGACUUCUCCUUCCGAGGCAUCAGCUUCAUGCAAGACCUGCUGACGGAGGAGCCUCGUCCCGGCCUCAGAGCCAUCCUGCGCUCGGAGGGGGGCCGCCUGCUGACCCAGGCCGUGCGGCUGAACAACAACACCCUCAGCGACCUGACGGACUUCCCUGACAUCAUGGAGAAGCUGCUGGAGUAUCCCCUGGACAUCUACUGGAUUGACCUCUCCUUCAACGACCUGCCCAGCAUCGACCCGGUGUUGACCACCUACUACAAUCUCCGGAAUCUGAGCCUUCAUGGCAACAGCAUCCAGCACCUCUCUGAAGUGGACAAGCUGGCCGUCUUGCCUCACCUGCGCAGCCUGACUCUCCACGGAAACCCCAUUGAGGAGGAAAAGGGCUACAGGAGCUACGUCCUGUCCACCUUGCCCCAGCUGAAGUCCUUCGAUUUCAGCGGCGUCACCAAACUGGACCGCAGCACCGCAGCCGUCUGGAGGCGCAUGAACAUCAAGCCGAAGCCGCCCUUCCUCCUCACGGCUGACCCUUGCCCAGCCCGACCGGGCACCGCCUUGCCAAGCUAA